This is a messenger RNA of Galdieria sulphuraria, 1615 nucleotides long. RefSeq names its product metallopeptidase. Gene Ontology annotation, cellular component: mitochondrial inner membrane. Gene Ontology annotation, biological process: protein quality control for misfolded or incompletely synthesized proteins; mitochondrial protein processing. Gene Ontology annotation, molecular function: metalloendopeptidase activity. Bases 20 to 1210 code for a protein of 396 amino acids. NCBI's taxonomy places the organism in Eukaryota, Rhodophyta, Bangiophyceae, Galdieriales, Galdieriaceae. The record is from RefSeq and is a predicted model, not a curated record. The transcript is spliced from 5 exons.
AACGUCACUUUUAAAAACAAUGAUACGAAUGCUCGAAUAUUCUUUGAAACGUAUAGUUUCUACUGGAACGUUGGCUCUUUCAAAGGCUUCAGAUGUGGCUAACGCUUCUUCUCUUUCGAAUAUUAUUGGGUUAUGGCCUCGUUCAAACAGCUAUCUUCAGUUGUACAAACAGUCUUUACUAUUAUCCGGUAACCAUUGUUACUUUCAUAUGUCAUCAAUUGGUGGCCAAAGUUAUCGUAUCGACUCGUUUCACAACUUGGAUAGAUGUCUGAGAAAAGUUGUCAAUAUUCCACAUCGAAGUUAUUUUCUGAAACCACGUCAAGACGAAUAUAUUCACUUUGGAGGCAGAAGAGAGACAUUUUGGGAUAGAUGGUGGAGUCCAAAAGGUCUAACUGUAUUUGGAAUCAUCUUUGGUGGUUGUGGUAUUUAUUAUUAUGUUCAUCUAGAUUAUGCUCCUUACACUGGAAGAAGAAGAAUGAUAGACCUAACCCGCAACCAAGAAGUGAGUCUCGGAACACAACAAUUUCGUAAAGUAUUGGCUAUGGAAGCCAGUCACGUAGUUCCUUCUUCUCAUCCACUGUCUGUGAGAAUAUUACGUAUUGGUCAAAGAUUAGCAAAAGUGGCCGAUCAAAAGGACUUUCAUUGGGAAUUUGUUGUUAUUGAUAAACCAGUUGCCAAUGCUUUUUGUCUUCCAGGUGGAAAAGUGGUUGUUUAUACAGGUUUAUUACCCAUCACGCCUACUGAUGAUGCGUUGGCUUCGGUAUUGGCUCAUGAAAUUGGACAUGCUGUAGCACGUCAUGGUGCAGAGAAAUUGGCUUUUAUGAAAGUUCUAUUCAUUUUGCAGUUUAUCGUUAAUAUCUUUGUGAAUACUCAUGCUCUCAAUUCUUUCAUGAUCAACAUUCUUGCUAAUUUGCCUUUUUCUAGAAAGUUGGAAACGGAAGCUGAUUAUAUCGGUCUACAUUUGAUGGCCAAAGCAUGUUAUGAUCCCAGAGAGGCACCGCAUGUAUUUGAAAGAAUAGCGAAACGAAAUGUCAACAGUCCUCCGGAAUAUCUCUCUACUCAUCCAGCAGAUAAACAUCGCGUAGAAAGGUUACAGUCUUGGCUCCCACAAGUAUUGCCCGAGUAUGAAGAAAAAUGUCCAUUGAAACCUAAAAAGCAAAAAAGAUUGGACGACUUUUCAUCAUGGUUUGGACGUGAAGGCUUUGCAUAAUCAAAGGUCAAUAAUGGAGAUUCCCCCUCCAAGAAAUUCCAUUCUCUAGAGAAUCCUCCUCAUAUGCAUCGACCAUUGGACAGUUGUUGAUUUUUUUCGAAGAAAAAAUGUCCUUCAUUGCCCGCCUAAAUAAUAGAAGACUUGCCAUUUUUGGGUGGUGGUGGGGACUAACAGCUUUCCACUUUGUGUUACAGUAAAUAGAAAAAUAUUUCUCGUUAAUUUUUGUAUAGGGUUUAUUAUUCAUAGUUUGUUUUUUCAUAACAACGACUUUGUCGACGUCUUGUUUUGUUAUUGAAUAUUGGGUGAAAACGCAACAAACCCCCCUAUAUUGGUAUUAUCUAAGUGUGUUGGGUUGAAUAACUACGACAGAAAAAAAGGCUCAAGGAUAAAGAGUAUUGGUUGGUU